AUGCGCGGGUCCUCCUUCCACAACUAUAAUGCGCAGGACGCUCCUUCCCCCUCUUCCGCGUAUCCCGGUCCGUCGUCGAUCAACGCAUACUCUGCGCGUGCGGACGAGCGUGCCCACUCAGCUGGGCCCUCGAACCGCAUCCCCGAUAACUCCAGCGGCAAGCGCAGGAAGCUAGAUCGCGCCUGUGAUGCAUGCCGUCGAAGGAAAACGCGCUGCGACGGCCCGGCGCAGCCGGACAGCGUCUGCAGCACCUGCAGGCAGACGAAGAAACCGUGUACCUAUAUGGAAACCUCGAAACCAAGGGGACCGCCCAAAGCGUAUAUUACCGGCAUGGAGGACAGGCUCGAGCGGCUUGAAGCCCUACUCAGACGGCUUCGUCCGGACAUUGACCUAGGGCCUCCCCUCCCACGCGACUCCUGGCGGACAGACUCGACCAGUCGUGACGGCUCCCGACAACGCACACACUCCGGCCCAUCCCCCGUUCACAACGACGCCAGACAAACCCCCAGCACCUCCACCAGCUCCCCCCUCCCCCCACGCCUCGGCAGCUCGUCCGACGGGGAGUCCGGUUCCGAAUGGCACACCGGAGAGGCCGCCGAACUCACGAUUGAGGACGUCACCGGUGGCGUUAGGCUUUCUCUACCCAGCACGGACGCCGAACCUAAGCCCGAGGACCGCAACGUGCGCUUCGUGGGCAAAGCGAGCGGCGCGCCAUGGAUCAUUGCAACGCGCAAGUUCAAGGACCUGCACAUAGCAGAGUCGAAUGCACCGCCUGACUCUAGCGCAUCGAAACUGCGCACCGAGGCCGACAAGUCGCAGCUGCGCAGAAAGGAGUUUUGGGUUUCUCCGGAGUGGGAACUCAAGAACGAAGGCCACAAAGACAUCGAGAAGACGCUCGCAGCUGUGCAGGAGCAACUACCACCACCCGACCUCAUAACAUCCCUAUUCGAUCUUUAUUUCACCUACCCGAACAUGCACAUCCCGCUCCUUCACCGCCCGACCUUUGAAAGGCAAUGGCGGUCGGGGUUGCACAAGCGUAAUGUGUGGUAUGCCGCCGUCUGCUUCGCCAUCUUUGCAGUUGCCUCACGGUGGAGCCAUGAUUUGCGGGUGGUACCCGAAUCGUGCGCAAGUGGUUCUGAAGGUCCGAAGUGGCACGCGGCGGGGUCGCAAUGGUUCCAUAUCUCUAUGCAGAUCAUCGUCAGGCGUCAUCGUAGUGUACUGUACCCGGCAUCUCUGCACGAGAUACAACUGUUCACGAUACAGCGCAUGUACAUGCGCGGGACACAUUUCUUUGCCUCCGCUUGGCUCAACACUGCGGUCGGCACUGUCAAGGCCCAGGACAUCGGCGCCCAUAGGCAGUCAAUCUACCAGGACCUCAAACCAGCAGACCGUGAGCUCUGGAAGCGCGCCUGGUGGUGUUUGGUUCUGUUCGACCGCCUGGACAGCGCGAGCCUUGGACGGCCAUGCGCGACCCGCGAAGAGGACUUCGACGUCGAGAUGCUCGCCGAAGUGGACGACGAGUACUGGGACACCGGCGAUCCGGAGACAGACUUCAAGCAGCCGCCGGACAAGCCCUCCAAGAUCACCGCGUUCAACUUCAUGAUCAAGCUCUCGGGCAUCAUCGCGCGGACGUUGCGAACUGUGUACUCCCUGGACAAGGCGGACAUGCCCCUCGGGCCGUUCUCCCAAUCCAUUGACCACAUCGUCUCACAGCUGAACGCCUCACUCACGGAAUGGGUCGUGUCCGUCCCCGACCACCUGAAACCGAAUCGUAUUGACGACCCUAUUUUCGCGAAUCAAGCGGCGUUCUUGUUCACGAACUACUACACCACGCAGAUGAUGAUCUACCGACCGUUCAUCCCGCGUACACCGACGACCGUCGAGCAGUACAAGCGGGAGCGCGCGUGUCCGUACCCGGCGCUGGCGAUAUGCCUGAAUGCCGCGAAGGCGUGCGUGGGCAUCAUCCAACAGCAGCUGCCGAAUGGGUACGCGAAUGUACCAAACCUGUCGGCUACCGCGUAUCAAGCGGCCGGUACUCUGCUGUUCGGAUGGUGGGAACUCAAGGCGCGGCAGCGUCUAGCGGAGGAGGGCGUGGAGGAUGUGCGACCUGAUGUCAAGGUCAUGGACCAGCUACUUGCGCACUACCAAAUCGCGAUGCAAGCCUUGGAAUGGGCAGUGCCUCGGUGGCCGCACGUUGACUUGAUGAUUGAACAUCUCAAGAACGCGAUGCCUUCUGCAGAAGAUGUAUCACGACUCCCGGAACCGCUUCCAAGAAGUAUACGUCGAGCACCGUCUCGCAAAAACAGCGUCGAGGACAGACUCUCCGCCUCUUCAGAGAAAGCACAAACCACUCCUCUGUCAGCUUCUGAAGACUGGGCUACCUGGCGGCACACCGCGGCGGAUCAUCCCCCUAGUCGUGCCCUCCCCAUACCACCGAGGCAGUCAUCGGAUAUCCCUCCAGCAACCUAUCGCUCACGGAACGAUAGCUUGCAAUCAAUGAUCGACAGGCCUCGAUCCCAUUCGGAUGACAUACGGGCAGCGUAUCCCUCGCCAACGCCAUAUCCAGCCUCUCCAGCGGUGAACCACACCUUGUCGCCUUGGGCGGACAUUCCUUCAUACGCAGGCCCGCGCUCCGCCUCCCCGGUGGACAUGGAGGAGACGGAGCGGCCGGUGGCGAUCAGCUCGAUUCGGCGGACAGGCUCGCACGCGCAACUCAGAUACGGCGGCACGUCUGCGAAGUUCAACGAGUCCUAUGCGCGGGGCGCGCCUGCCAGCAGUACGCGGGGCUCGUUGCUGGAACCCUAUGCCGCCCCAGAUCGGAGAACUUCGUUUGCGGGACCUUACCUGCCACCUCCGGCCAAUAUGCCACCCCCUGUACCGCGUCGCUCGGUCGACGCACCGUACGGUGGCAGGGUCUCACCCUACGGGCAGUUCGAGGGCGUCUCAUUUGACGGCCGGCUGCUUUACGAGCCCAUCCCAGCGUUCGAGGAUCGCAGCGCCAUGUACAGCAAGCCUCGUCUGCAGGUGCAAACGAGAUUGGAUCCACAGCCGAGCAUGGGCUCUGGGCCACGCGCUUUCGACGGGCGCUACGCCAGGGUUUCGCCAGUGCCGCCUUUCGACGACGGCUACGGCGUCUCCCCAAACAACAACUCGGCCUACGACUCUCCCGAAGGGUCGUGGCCCGUACAGAACAUUGCGGCACGGGGGCAGACAUACACGAACUACCACCCAUCGUCCGCUUACGAUGCUCCGCGGGAUUACAGAAGAUGA
Molecule: messenger RNA, 3270 nt
Organism: Schizophyllum commune H4-8
Lineage: Eukaryota; Fungi; Basidiomycota; Agaricomycetes; Agaricales; Schizophyllaceae
Exons: 11
Coding region: 1-3270 (1089 amino acids)
Biological process (GO): regulation of DNA-templated transcription; DNA-templated transcription
Molecular function (GO): zinc ion binding; DNA-binding transcription factor activity, RNA polymerase II-specific; DNA binding
Source: RefSeq, a predicted model, not a curated record